Rangifer tarandus platyrhynchus (Svalbard reindeer) is the source of this 528-nucleotide messenger RNA. The record is from the annotation of a GenBank genome assembly. NCBI's taxonomy places the organism in Eukaryota, Metazoa, Chordata, Mammalia, Artiodactyla, Cervidae.
AUGUCGGAAGGCAAGGACUCUGGUGGUGAAGACGUGUUCUCCAAAGGCAUCGAAAAACACAGAACAAGCCUGCCCUCCCGUAUGUUCUCCAGAAAUGACUUCAGUAUAUGGAGCAGCCUGAGAAAAUGUAUCAGAAUGGAACUCUCCAAGAUGACCAUGCCAGUUAUAUUUAAUGAGCCUUUGAGCUUCCUCCAGCGACUCACUGAAUACAUGGAGCAUGCAUACCUCAUCCACAAGGCCAGUUCGUUUGCAGAUCCUGUGGAAAGGAUGCAGUGGGUAGCUGCCUUUGCUGUCUCUGCUGUUGCUUCUCAGUGGGAACGCACUGGAAAGCUUUUCAGCCCACUUCUGGGAGAGACUUAUGAAUUAGUUCUAGAUGACCUUGGUUUCAGACUCAUCUCUGAGCAUGUCAGCCAUCACCCACCCAUUAGUGCAUUUCAUGCUGAAGGAUUAAACAAUGAUUUCAUCUUUCAUGGCUCAAUCAAUCCCAAACUGAAGUUCUGGGGGAAAAGCAUAGAAGCAGAACCCUAA